UGGGAGUCGACGCUCAGUCAUUCGAUGAUAGUCAGUGCGCGCGCAAAUAAGCUCUAGGUCGGGUGCACAUUUACAGCAUUACGAAGCUGCAUCGUAAAAUCCGAACAUGAUCACGAGGCUCAGACUCUGCUGUGCUCCAAUCGCGCAGCGAUGGGUGUUCGCUCUGAUGGGCUUUUUAGCCCUUGUCAUGGCCUACGGCAUGCGAGUAAGUCUAUCCAUUACAAUCACCGAGAUGGUCGUACCAAUAUAUAGAAAUGAAUCCGAAGAUGGCACGUGUCCAAGACUCGACGAACCCGCCGCAAGUGCUAAUUUGAGUAUCAGUGUUGCCGAUCGCUACAACUGGAGCGAAUACACGCAAGGUAUCAUCCUGUCGUCGUUCUACUGGGGCUACGUGGUGACGCAGAUGCCGGGGGCUGCCCUGGCCGAGAAGUUCGGAGGCAAGCAGACGCUCGGGCUCGGGAUCUUCUCGACGGCACUGCUGACGGUGAUGAUACCGAAGACCGUCGAGUGGGGGGACUCGAGCGGGCUGAUAGUCCUGCGCGUGCUGAUGGGCCUGUGCGAGGGCAUCACGCUGCCGGCGCUGAACGCGAUGCUCGCGCAGUGGGCGCCGCCGGAGGAGCGCUCGAAGACCGGCUCGUUCGUGUUCGUCGGCGCGCCGCUCGGCACCGUGUUCGCCACCGCGCUCAGCGGCCUCAUCCUCAAGCACACCGGCUGGCCGGCGGUCUUCUACUUCUUCGGCGGCGUCGGCAUGCUCUGGUACGCCGUGUGGCUGCUCGUCUGCUACAACACGCCGCGCGAGCACCCGUUCAUCAGCGAGAAGGAGGCCAAGUACCUCGAGGAGCAGCUGAGCGAGCACGCCCACGAGAAUCCGCCGCCGGUGCCCUGGAGGCACCUGCUCACCUCGAUGCCGCUCUGGGCCUUGAUAUCCGUGCAGGUCGGCCACGACUGGGGCUUCUACACGAUCGCCACCGACCUGCCCAAGUACAUGAGCAGCGUGCUGCACUUCAGAGUCGAUCAGAACGGCUACCUCUCGUCCCUGCCCUACAUCGGCAUGUGGCUCUGCUGCCUGUUCAUGUCUUGGCUGGCCGACUGGCUGAUCGCCAAGGAGCGCAUGUCCAUCACGGUCGUGAGGAAGGUGGGAACGACCAUCGCCUCGAUUGGCCCUGGCCUCUUCAUCGUCGCUGCCUCUUACGCCAAGUGCGAUCGAGUCUUGGUCGUCGGCAUGUUCACGCUCGGCGUCACCCUGCUGGGAAGUGGUAUUCCGAGUCUCAAAGUCAACGCGCUGGAUCUCAGUCCCAACUACGCCGGCACUGUCAUGGCUAUAAGCAACAGCGCGGCCGCCUGUACCGGCAUAUUGACGCCUUACAUCGUCGGAGUACUGACGCCCAACCAAACGAUCGACCAAUGGCGCGUCGUAUUUUGGAUAAUAUUCAUCGUGCUCGCGGUCACCAAUGUGUUUUACUUGAUUUUCGCGAGUGGCAAAAUUGCCGCGUGGAACGAUCCCGUCUUGAUGCAAAGAAACAGAGAGGAGAAGAGGAAAGCGCUACGAGUCACGCGAAUUACGUGAUCGCGAUCGAUUCGAUACCAUUCGCUUCCUUCGUUUCGUCCCGAUUACUCAUCAUUAGCUAUUCAUGAAUUUGCGUUUUCUUAGCGCGUCGUACACUUUCACGCGCCAACGACUCUCUCCUCUCUGGCGCGCGCUCAAAAUCGCAUUCUUUAGUAUUCAUUUUUAUUUCAGUUAUACACCGUUGGAUGUUUUACAGUCAUGCGUUAACUGUCGAAUGUUUUUUUCUUGUACUUUACGUAAGUUCGUUUCUUUCUUUUAGUUGGAAAAUAACUUGAAGCAAACAAAGCAGUUGUCAUUGGCCAAUUGACCAAUAUUGUACUAAUAUGUUGAAUUGACAAUUUACUGGCAAAUAUUGACGACGCAGUUAUUUGUCUCAAAGCAAGUAUUUUUUGAGUCUUAGAUAUCUAUGUACAUCAUAUUUAUUUUCACUGCCUUCGCAAAAACGAACAAUUAUCGAUUGCUUUGGUUUCAACAUAUAUUUUGUACCUUCACACAUCGUUCGCAAAUGCUGAUCUUCUUCAAUUUUUAUAUUUUUAUAAAAUAUUAUUGUCUACUCGAUUUCAUUAGUACUAUUAGUUUCAUUCUCUGCGCUCUAAUUAUAUAUUUAUAAAGUUUACAGUAUUUUCUGAAAAUUUUCAUCAAUGAUUUUAUGAUUUUAUGAAUGUUCGUACAAAUAUUACAUACACGAUAGUCCAAUUGAAUGUGUCCAAUUCGUGUACAUGCGCGUGUAUACUUAUAUUUUAAGAUUAUACCUGAACAUAACAAAAAUUAUUCAUUAAUGCACCUGUAUGUAUGCAGCCUUUCGUACUGGCAUGGUAGAUAUGUAGUUUUAGAUUU
This is a messenger RNA of Phymastichus coffea, 2404 nucleotides long. Its product is annotated as putative inorganic phosphate cotransporter. The record is from RefSeq and is a predicted model, not a curated record. Gene Ontology annotation, biological process: monoatomic anion transport; transmembrane transport. Lineage: Eukaryota; Metazoa; Arthropoda; Insecta; Hymenoptera; Eulophidae. The transcript has 4 exons. Bases 107 to 1567 code for a protein of 486 amino acids. Gene Ontology annotation, molecular function: transmembrane transporter activity.